Messenger RNA from Parnassius apollo (apollo), 842 nucleotides. NCBI's taxonomy places the organism in Eukaryota, Metazoa, Arthropoda, Insecta, Lepidoptera, Papilionidae. The record is from the annotation of a GenBank genome assembly.
AUGGCGCAUAAAGUGAAAAGUAAUCAUUAUGUGGCGACGCACCGGUCUGGUGUCGAUUCGCCUUCAUCUGGUGGAUUUUUACACCGAGCUUCUUCGAGGGAUGAAAACGACAGCCACCGAGCUCCCUCCGAGAGGACGUUGUCGGAAUAUACGACAAUGGACGAGCGAACGCGAUCACCAUCCGGUGGCGGAUCUGGUGGUGGCGAGCAUCGCAAUGGCAGGCGUCAUCACCACUCCGACGGCUCACCAAGGGCUGAUUCCGACGUGUACGUCACUAGCGCUGCCUACCGACCGGCCUCCGAAAUUAGCCGCCAGUCGCGGGCGCCUCGCAGCGUUUACUCCUACAGAAGCGCCGUGGCGCCCUCUGUCGCCUCCACACACCGGUCUAAGGUCUCAAGAAAGGCCGGUGUGAAAGUAGAAGCAAUGGCCGCACCGAACCCGUUCUGUCCGAACGUAAAGGGCAUGUGCUGCCUUAUGCUGCUUCUUAACCUGGGCCUCAUCCUGGUCACGCUAGGUUUCGUCAUUGUGCUGCAGUUCUUCGAACCUCUAUUCGUUUGGAUUCUCGGGAUAGUGUUCCUGAUAUUCGGCUUCAUCACGCUAGUGGGAAGCCUCAUAUACUGUGUGGUGCUUUGCCGGGAAAAUCCUUAUCCUCGAUAUCCAGACGACUUCUAUUGGACACAUCACUGGUCUAAAACCAUAGGGCCUUCGGAAAUACAUUACAGCGCUAGCGAAAAACCGUACAGACAGAACGGUCACGGCGACAGAUAUAAUAAAUACAACGGAAAAUAUUCCGAUAGAGAAAGUGCAAAAGGUUAUUCGGAUAGAGAAAGCAAGUUAAGCAG